Molecule: messenger RNA, 3132 nt
Organism: Hypanus sabinus (Atlantic stingray)
Lineage: Eukaryota; Metazoa; Chordata; Chondrichthyes; Myliobatiformes; Dasyatidae
Gene: afg3l2
Product: AFG3-like AAA ATPase 2
Exons: 18
Coding region: 160-2616 (818 amino acids)
Biological process (GO): protein-containing complex assembly; mitochondrial protein processing
Cellular component (GO): membrane; m-AAA complex
Molecular function (GO): ATP-dependent peptidase activity; ATP binding; zinc ion binding
Source: RefSeq, a predicted model, not a curated record
CCAUAGGCGGGGCAACUGCGUGACGUCGGGCGCCCGCGCGAGAGGAGCCUGGCGACCGCUGCUGUGCGAUGAAUCGGGACGUUGUGGCCAUGUCCUCGGUUCAGUUUGUUUUUGGCCAUCAUAACUGAUCGCCCACGGUAGUUCAGAGCCAAAGGAGUUAUGGCGCAUCGUUAUUUCCUGGUGGCCCGAUUCUGUCGGAGACUGUGUAUGAGCCUGGGCCCUCGGCACUUCAGGCCGGCCUGGAGACCGUCUUCUGGUUGUACAUUUAACUGUGUGGAUGGGAACAGUCUGCUGACAAACGUGCUUGGUGUCUACAGACGCCUCUGCUCACGGCCUCCUAAAGGGUUUGAAAAAUAUUUUCCAAGCAAAUCCAAAAAAGCAAAUGAAUCCAAAGGAUCCUCUGAAGCAAAAGAGUCAAAAUCUACAAAUUCUCAGCGUCUUGGAAAUAAUGGUUCAGGUGGAGGAAGUGGUGGAAAGAAAGGAGGCCGAAAAGAUGAAUCCACUUGGUGGGCCAGGUUACAGAAGGGUGAUAUUCCCUGGGACGAUAAGGAAUUUCGAUUUUACUUCAUAGGAGGAGCAGCAUUUUGGGCAACUAUUGCUUAUUAUGUUUUCUUCAGAAACGUUGGUAGAGAAGUUACGUGGAAAGACUUCGUCAAUAAUUACCUUUCUAAAGGAAUAGUGGAGAGGUUGGAAGUUGUAAACAAACGCUAUGUUAGAGUAGUUUUUGCUCCUGAUAAAGCAACCAUGGAUGCCCUUGAGUCCUAUUCACCUCGAAACCCAUGGAACACUUUGGAAUUGGGGUAUCUUCAACCCAAAGGACAACCUGAUCACUAUGUAUGGUUUAACAUUGGGAGUGUGGAUACCUUUGAAAGGAAUCUGGAAUCUGCACAGCAGGAACAAGGUAUAGAAGGUGAAAGUAGGAUACCUGUUGUAUAUUCCACAGAGAGUGAUGGCUCGUUUCUGUUGAGCAUGCUUCCAACUAUUCUGAUCAUUGGGUUUCUGCUGUUCGCCUUGAGACGAGGAUCAGCUGGUGUUGGUCGAUCUGGGCGCGGCAUGGGUGGAUUGUUCAGUGUGGGAGAAACAACAGCAAAGGUCCUCAAGGAUGAAAUUGAUGUGAAGUUCAAGGACGUGGCAGGAUGUGAGGAAGCAAAGUUAGAAAUAAUGGAAUUUGUUAACUUUUUGAAGAAUCCAAAUCAAUACCAAGAACUUGGAGCAAAAAUUCCAAAGGGUGCCAUUCUAACGGGGCCCCCGGGUACUGGCAAAACUCUGUUAGCCAAAGCUACUGCAGGUGAAGCCAAUGUUCCAUUCAUCACUGUUAAUGGUUCUGAAUUCCUGGAAAUGUUUGUUGGUGUGGGUCCUGCUAGAGUGCGAGAUCUAUUUGUGAUGGCUCGUAAAAAUGCUCCUUGUAUCCUGUUCAUUGAUGAGAUUGAUGCAGUUGGCAGGAAAAGGGGUCGAGGUAAUUUUGGAGGGCAGAGUGAACAGGAGAACACAUUAAACCAGCUCUUGGUAGAAAUGGAUGGAUUCAACACUGCAACCAAUGUGGUGGUUUUGGCAGGCACGAACCGCCCAGACAUCCUGGAUCCUGCACUGAUGAGACCAGGUCGAUUUGACAGACAAAUAUUCAUUGGUCCGCCUGAUAUAAAAGGAAGAGCUUCGAUAUUUAAAGUUCAUCUUUGUCCCUUAAAAUUAGCAUCAUCUAUUGAUGCAGAAAAUUUGGCAAGGAAGCUAGCAGCUUUGACUCCAGGCUUUACAGGAGCAGAUAUUGCUAAUGUAUGCAAUGAAGCUGCUUUAAUAGCUGCCAGACAUCUAUCUGAGGCCAUUGUACAGAAGCAUUUUGAACAGGCCAUUGAGCGGGUAAUAGGAGGAUUGGAAAAGAAAACUCAGAUUCUGCAGCCAGAAGAGAAGAAAACAGUGGCAUAUCAUGAGGCAGGUCAUGCUGUGGCUGGUUGGUUCCUGGAGCAUGCUGACCCUUUGUUGAAGGUGUCCAUCAUCCCUCGUGGAAAAGGACUUGGUUAUGCUCAAUAUUUACCCAAAGAGCAGUACCUCUACAGCAAGGAGCAGCUUCAUGAUCGUAUGUGUAUGACACUGGGAGGACGAGUUUCAGAACAAAUCUUUUUUGGUAAGAUUACCACAGGUGCACAAGAUGAUUUAAAGAAGGUUACCCAAAGUGCUUAUGCCCAGAUUGUUCAGUUUGGUAUGAAUGAAAAGGUGGGGCAAGUGUCCUUUGACUUCCCACGACAAGGUGAGAUGACUUUAGAAAAACCAUACAGUGAGGAGACAGCCCAACUAAUAGAUGAAGAAGUACGAUCACUCAUCAAUUCUGCAUACGAGAAGACUUUGAAACUUCUGACAGAAAAGAAAGAAGAAGUUGAGAAGGUUGCCCAGCGACUGUUGGAAAAGGAGGUACUUGACAAGGCAGACAUGGUUGAGCUCCUGGGGCCUAGACCCUUUGCUGAAAAAUCAACAUAUGAGGAGUUUGUAGAAGGGACAGGAAGCCUUGAUGAAGACACUUCUCUACCUGAGGGCCUCAAGGAUUGGAACAAGGAAGUUGAAAAUGGGAAAAAGAAACAACAGAAAUUGCAGAAUGUGUCAUCGGAAGAGUGCCAAACUAUGUGAGAAUAAUUAUCCAGCUAUGUGUAUUUGAAAUUGAAAUCCCACAAUGGAAAAUUAUGCUUCCUUGUCUAUGUUCAGACUUGUGGAUUAAUCAUUUUAACAUCCUUAUCUGGUUCACCAGCUUAGCUGUGCACAUUCAUUGCACUUUACAAGUAAUUUCUGUUAGUCUGACCAGUGUCAAAAUGAAUAUGAAGCAAAAAUAACAAUAUGUUCCAAGGCCUUGUGUAUAUUUUGACAGAGUGCUGAUUGUCUUCAGUGUUGGGAAACUUCCCAUCUCUGCCUCUACAGCCUAUAACAGAAUAAACUUUUAUUUAUGAGACAGUUUUGUCAUGCGUUUGAAGAUGAAAAGUGACAUCUGCUGAGUGAUCUGGAGCAGGAUGGUUAAGAUGCACAACUGUGAUGACUUGAUUCUGCUUACAGUUGAAGUCUCUAAAGAUACUGAAAGCAUGAUUGUAAUUAAUUUAUGUAAAUAAUGUUUAUUUUGAAACUUGUGUGUACAAAAAUAAAAAGUAAAAUAUU